AUGAUACAGGACAGUGAAAAUUCUGAAUUAGCUACCCGUAUUGCUGAAUUCAAGAACGAUCCGGAGAAACUCCGCGAGGCUUCUGAGUUUGUAGAACAACUGAUUCAGCAGGCAAAGAAAGAGGCAGAGUUUAAACAUAAAGAGAAAGAGAGAAACAAAUUCGAAUCGCAGGAGUUGGGCUCAAAUAAUGUAAAAAGGCGCCUUGGUCGGGCUAGAGGAUUUGUUUUACGAAUGUUUGACGCACUCUGCAAUUGUACGCAGACUGCAGCCGCUGCCGCACGCACGCACGCAAGGAACAACCCAUUUACAAAACGUUAG
Pieris macdunnoughi is the source of this 318-nucleotide messenger RNA. The record is from the annotation of a GenBank genome assembly. Lineage: Eukaryota; Metazoa; Arthropoda; Insecta; Lepidoptera; Pieridae.